AACAGUUUAAAUCAUGGAGAAGCACGGACCACCAGAACAUGCUGCUUACCCCAUUCCUCCGGCUGACUACCAAGGGUCCCAGGGUCCCUAUCCAGGACCGCAGGGUCCCUAUCCAGGACCACAGGGUCCCUAUCCAGGGCCCCAGGGUCCCUAUGCAGGGCCCCAAGGUCCCUAUCCAGGGCCCCAACCUGGCUACCCAGUUCCACCAGGCAGUUAUGCAGGUGGUGACCCAAGUGGCUUUCCUGUCCAACAUCAGCCGGCGUAUAAUCACCCAGGUGGACCUGGAGGCACCCCAUGGAUGCAAGCACCACCUCCACCCCUGGACUGUCCGCCUGGGCUGGAAUACUUAACGCAGAUAGAUCAGAUUCUGGUUCAUCAGCAGAUUGAACUUCUGGAAGUCUUAACAGGCUUUGAAACAAAUAACAAAUAUGAAAUCAAGAACAGCCUUGGGCAGAGGGUUUACUUUGCGGUGGAAGAUACUGACUGCUGCACUCGGAACUGCUGUGGGGCGUCUAGACCGUUCACCUUGAGGAUCCUGGAUAAUAUGGGCCGAGAAGUCAUGACUCUGGAGAGACCCCUGAGAUGCAGUAGCUGCUGCUUCCCCUGCUGCCUCCAGGAGAUAGAAAUCCAGGCUCCUCCUGGGGUGCCAGUAGGUUAUGUGAUUCAGACCUGGCACCCAUGUCUGCCAAAGUUCACUCUCCAAAAUGAGAAGAGGCAGGACGUUCUAAAGGUCGUUGGUCCGUGUGUUGUGUGUAGCUGCUGUUCAGACAUUGACUUUGAGCUCAAAUCUCUAGAUGAGGAAUCCGUCGUUGGCAAAAUUUCCAAGCAGUGGUCUGGUUUUGUGAGAGAGGCCUUCACGGAUGCAGAUAACUUUGGGAUCCAGUUCCCUCUGGACCUCGAUGUGAAGAUGAAAGCUGUGAUGCUUGGCGCUUGUUUCCUCAUAGAUUUCAUGUUUUUUGAAAGAACUGGAAAUGAGGAACAAAGGUCAGGAGUAUGGUAGCAGUUUCCCAAGAUUCCUCGGCUGUAAGGACUGCAUGCCGAUGGACGCUGAGAGGAGAUCAAGGAAUCAAAGGAACGCACCGUGGCUUCUUUCCCUUUACUGAAAUAACUUUAUAUCAAUUAACCUGUGAUGGCUGUAGGCCCUUUUGUACAAUUGUGCUCUCAAAUUAGAGUUUAUUUUCUGUAACUCUGUCAUGUAUUUGUUUUUAUACAUUCUUAAGGUUUUCACUGUGAAUUUGUGAAAAAAAAUAUGAAUUUAUCGACAUAGAAAUGAUCUUGUCUAUGAAAAGAGGCUUCGACUUAGUCUUUCAUUCAUUUUCAUUUUUAUGAAAACUUAAAUAUAUUGUAAUUUAAUAUAAAGCUACAUAUUAAAUGUAAUAUAAUUUAUAUGA
Molecule: messenger RNA, 1391 nt
Organism: Rattus rattus (black rat)
Lineage: Eukaryota; Metazoa; Chordata; Mammalia; Rodentia; Muridae
Product: phospholipid scramblase 1
Exons: 7
Coding region: 14-1000 (328 amino acids)
Biological process (GO): phosphatidylserine exposure on apoptotic cell surface
Cellular component (GO): plasma membrane
Molecular function (GO): phospholipid scramblase activity
Source: RefSeq, a predicted model, not a curated record